Molecule: messenger RNA, 1402 nt
Organism: Tinamus guttatus (white-throated tinamou)
Lineage: Eukaryota; Metazoa; Chordata; Aves; Tinamiformes; Tinamidae
Source: RefSeq, a predicted model, not a curated record
AAAGGAGAAAGAUGCCAAUUGUGAAAAGCGUGAGCAGAGCAGUGACCCAGCUGCUUCAAAGCCCUGGCUGUGGAUGCGGGAUAUCCGUAGUGCCCGUCCGAUGCCUUGGGAUCUCGCCUCGCCAGGUGGCCUCUGAUGCCAGCUUUCAUUCGGUGUCUUUUUCCGAGUCAGAGCAUCCUCGGGUGCUAAUUACAGGGGGUCUUGGCCAGCUUGGGGUGGGACUCGCUAAGCUUCUGAGGAAACGUUUUGGAAAGAACAAUGUGAUCUUGUCUGACAUUAGAAAGCCUGCAGAUGAUGUUUUCUAUAGUGGUCCUUUUAUCUAUUCGGAUAUCUUGGACUACAAGAAUUUGCGCGAGAUAGUGGUGAAUAACCGAAUAACUUGGUUGUUCCAUUAUAGUGCUUUGCUCAGUGCUGCUGGAGAAGCAAACGUCCCUUUGGCCAGAGCUGUAAAUAUUACUGGUUUACACAAUGUUCUGGAUAUUGCAGCUGAGCAUAAUUUGCGACUCUUUGUUCCCAGCACUAUUGGAGCCUUUGGACCCACCUCUCCUCGAGAUCCGACUCCUGAUCUCUGCAUUCAGAGACCAAGGACAAUCUAUGGAGUCUCUAAGGUUCAUGCUGAGCUCAUGGGAGAAUACUACCAUUACCGAUAUGGUCUAGACUUUCGAUGCCUGAGGUAUCCAGGAAUUAUAUCUGCUGACUCUCAGCCUGGAGGGGGAACAACUAAUUAUGCUGUCCAGAUUUUCCACGAUGCCAUAAAAACUGGCAAAUUCCAGUGCGACCUAAAGCCAGACACCCGUCUCCCCAUGAUGUAUAUUGAUGACUGUCUGAAGGCGACUCUAGAGGUCAUGGAGGCCCCUGCGGAGGCCCUGAGCAUGAGGACGUACAACAUCAGUGCCAUGAGCUUCACUCCAGAAGAGCUGGCACAGGAGGUGCAGAAACACGUUCCUGAACUGCAGGUGACCUACAAUGUGGAUGCAGUCAGGCAGGCCAUAGCUGACAGCUGGCCAAUGAACUUUGAUGACAGCAAUGCCAGGAAAGACUGGGGGUGGAAACAUGAUUACGACCUCCCUGAAUUGGUGACUACCAUGUUCAGCUUCCUUGGGUCUGACUCCAGGAUUGCUCAAGCUAACUGAAAUCCUUUGUAAGAUGUUUCCAGAUUUCCACUGAGAGGACCAGGAAGAAAUGGCUAAAUGAGCUUAUAAACUUCUGAGUCUUAGAGCAUGUCAAUUGUCACUUUUCCAUAAGUAGCAAUAGAGUUGGGCAAAAAAAUAUUGUAGCUGGAAUUUACUACUCUUAGGUAAGUUAGAUAAAACAAUCACUUGGUACUGUUUCCAACAAUAGCACCAAUGACAGACACGGAGAUCUUGAACUUUCACAUGUAAGUAGCUAGAAAAAAAGAAAC